UGUUUAUGCCAACCAAGUUUUAGGAUUAUGUGUUUUCAUCAAUAUUCUGUUUUUGUCAUAAAAUAUUAAUUCCUUCUUAAAAAAUAUAUACAACAAAAUAAUACGGAUCCGAAUUUAUUAUAGUGCUUUCUUCAUGUUUCAUUGUUAUAAACAUACUAAUAUUUGCAUCGUUUAACCUAAUAAACUGUUAUUACACACAUUCUUUCGUUACGUCCUUUAAAAAUAUAUUAAUUAUAGUGUUAAUGAAAUUAUAACUUUAAGUUUAAUAAAAUCAGUCAUGUGUCUUGUUUAAAAUAAGUAACAUAUUAAAACGAAGUGAAAACAUUUAUUAUUAAAAAAUGAGUGAAAGUGCACUAAUUAAUGAUGUGCCUGAAAGUAAUGGUGGAUCAGAACAACCCAUUUACAAUGGAGAAACUGAGGAACAUACGAACAAAUCACCUGGAAGCGGAGAAGAUAAAACACCUGAUUCGAUAUGUGAUAAUGGAGUUAAAAAAAAUAAUACAGCUUCUGCUGUUGCAAGUAAUACUACCAAUACAACUAAUAGAGCUAAAAAGAGGAAGAAAAUUCCAAGAGAUGCCACUGCCCCUAAGCAACCUUUAACUGGUUAUUUCAGAUUUUUAAAUGAUCGACGAGAAAAAGUAAGGACUGAAAACCCUACUCUAUCAUUUGCUGAAAUCACAAAACUUCUUGCUUCAGAGUGGAGUACUCUACCUGCUGAUCAAAAACAGCAAUAUUUAGAUGCAGCAGAGCAGGAUAAAGAACGAUAUAAUCGUGAAUUUAGUGAUUAUAAACAGACAGAAGCGUACCGAUUAUUCAGCGAAAAACAAUCUUCAGAAAAACAAGAAAAUAAAAAGGAAAGAAAUGGAACUGAUGUAAAUUCAGAGCAAAAUGAUAUUCAACAAGAUAAAGAUAAUGACUUCACAGGUUUUGAUAUACCUAUUUUUACAGAGGAAUUUUUGGAUCAUAAUAAAGCAUGUGAAGCUGAAUUAAGACAAUUAAGGAAAGCUACAUCAGAUUAUGAAGCUCAGAAUGCGGUGCUGCAACGACACGUAGACAGUUUGUAUGCAGCUGUAAAUCGUUUAGAAUCUGAAACAAACCAACAACACACGACUAAUCAAGCUUUACAGCGUCAUUUGGAUUCUCUUCGUUCACAAUUAGCAAGUUGUUUUGCUUCAGUACCUCUACCAGGUACGAACGAAGGUGCAACAUUACAAAAUAUUGAUAAUUACGUUGAAAGACUUGAAUCGUUACUGACUGGCAAUGUCGAACAAUCUUUGCGAAACGCUGUACGUAACGCUGUAUCUCGCCUUGAAUUAAUUGGAUGACGAUCGCCUCCCGGUAGUACAACUACUACAUCAAUAAAACACCAUCGUUCAAGGCACUCACAUCGAAAAUAAAAAAAGUGAUUGUGUUCUUUUCUACAUACUUCGUAAAAUAUAAUUUCCUUUUUUAAUUGCGUAUACUCUAUAUUAUUCAUCUAUAUCAUAGAUCUUGCGUAUAGUUUAAUAAUAACGGUAUAUCUUUAUAUAACAAUAAUUUUCUAUCCAAUAUGAUUUUAAAAUUAUGCCUUAUUUUUUAAAUAAAUAUAAUUUAUGAGGUAUAAUUGCAUAGAGUUAUGUAUACAGAUGCAAUUAUUCGUUUGUGUAAUUUACAUGUACCUAAUCAAUUCGUAGCAUAAUAAGGAAGUAUCAUUAUGAUACUCUCAGACAUUUAUUAAUAAAUUUUUUAAACUUA
Molecule: messenger RNA, 1734 nt
Organism: Bombus huntii
Lineage: Eukaryota; Metazoa; Arthropoda; Insecta; Hymenoptera; Apidae
Gene: Hmg-2
Product: high mobility group protein 20A
Exons: 7
Coding region: 339-1325 (328 amino acids)
Biological process (GO): regulation of gene expression
Cellular component (GO): nucleus
Source: RefSeq, a predicted model, not a curated record